Molecule: messenger RNA, 2756 nt
Organism: Acipenser ruthenus (sterlet)
Lineage: Eukaryota; Metazoa; Chordata; Actinopteri; Acipenseriformes; Acipenseridae
Product: cyclic AMP-dependent transcription factor ATF-5-like
Exons: 2
Coding region: 1219-2214 (331 amino acids)
Biological process (GO): regulation of transcription by RNA polymerase II
Cellular component (GO): nucleus
Molecular function (GO): RNA polymerase II transcription regulatory region sequence-specific DNA binding; DNA-binding transcription activator activity, RNA polymerase II-specific
Source: RefSeq, a predicted model, not a curated record
UUCUCAAUCAUUAAUCUAAAUGAAUCAUUGUAACCAUGAUGUAGGAAUACAUUUCUAUACAUAUGCAUGUGGUUCUGGGUGAGUUCACGUGUACAAAUAUGUAGAGGAAAAAAAAAUACAUUCUAUAUAUAUAACCAUAUAUCUCCUUAAGAUACUAUUUAGUUAUGGUAAAGGAUCACAUCAAAGUCAAGGUGAGUUUAUUUUGUAUUCUUUUUGCCUGUUUUUGAUUGACCUUUAUAAUGCAGUAUUAAAAAUGUGAGACUCAAUGUGGUUCUCGUGGUUUAGUGUUCUGUUUCUUGUGCUGUGAGCUCUUUGUGUCUCCUGGGUGUGAUACUAAUAGCUGUUCUCUGUCGGAGGCAUUGCACAGCACACUGUAACGCAGGCUCGGCACUUUCACAUGGCAAUCUGCAGUGCAAGCAGGCAUUUUAAAAUCAGACCUGCCUUUUCAACUGCUACGUACAGGAUUCGGGAUUUUAAAUGAUCCCUUAACCCAAAUAUAAUGUCAUCUUCGUAUUAAACUAGUCUAGUCUUGUUGAGUCUUCAACAUGCUGUCCUUCAUGGCAGAUCUUCUUACUUAGUGUCUGGUAGUGUGUUUUUUUUAUUUUAUUUAUUAUUAUUUUUUUUUUUCGAUAGGUCAUUAAUAAUAAUAAUAAUAAUAAUAAUAAUAAUAAUAAUUGAGAUGACACGGAUCCCUUCUCCCCGAUUAUCAGACUGCCAACAGUCCUCAGAACAAUGUGGAAAAAUUGAAUUGCUAGCUUUUUAUUUCUGAAAGACCCUCUUUGUUAUGAAUUAAGUUGUAACACCUGACUACUACCACAAAGGAAAGUGAACGAUACCAGAGAUGCCCUGGUGCGCUGGGCUGCUGUGUGUCUAGGCAGGAUAGCAGCAAGUGCACAUUCCCCAGUGUGGCAACGAUAUUCCUUAACGGCUGCUCUUCAUCUACUCAUGAGUUUCAGGUGGGAAAAAACACUCCCACAGGGAUGCUGAGCCAUGCUACUUCUGACUUUGAUUUAGUUCUGUUAAAACAUGUACCGCCCUCCUGAAUUGCAGACGUUAGCCACGAUGCCCUACACAUGGAAUUCUAGUUAACAAAAAGUCGUAAGUGUGUGUUUUUUUUGUUUGUUUGUUUUGUUUCUUCCAGGCUUCAAGAUGGAUUUGCUGUAUGUUCUGUAAUACACAGCCUGAAGGAUCAGAGAAGCAGAGCUCUUGUGUUUUUGCAUGACCACGCCUGCAGCAGGGAUGGACCGGGCUGAUGCAUUGAGGAUGGAGAGCCUGUAUCCAGAACUUGUUUCACUGACCGCUGAGCCAGAACUCCUGGGCCAGGGGGUGGCAGGGGCCGGGCCCCUCUCCCUACUGUCUGUGCUGAAGGAAGAGGAGGAGGAGGAGGAUGGAGGGGGCUUCGCUCUGCCAGAGCACAGCCUGCUCCACCCCCACAACACCUGUAUAUCUGAAAUGGACUGGAUGGGAGAAGAUAUGGACAUUCACCUCCUGGACACCCUCAUAGAGGACACUCCAGUGAUCUCUCCGGCUCUGUUGCGUGCGGUGGAGAGAACCUCGAAACUCCUCCCUGCUCCCCGGGGCCUCCUUGAAACAGAAGCCGAGGCGGCAUGUCUGGGCUUGUCCUCCACGACCGAUCAGGUGGCUCCCUACACCCCGCCUCUAUCCCCUCGUUUGCCCGGAGGAAUAGCAGGCAGCACCCCUGUGACUAAUUAUCCCAAUGACACUGCAGAACUAACAGGCAGCCAACUGCCUGAUACAGUGGAAAUCAAGGAGAUUCGGUCCAGUUCUUUAUUUCUGAUUCACGGUUUGCUGGUGCCUAUAAGAGACUCAAGUGUUCUUACACCAGAACCAGUAACAGUUACCCCUGUUGGGACAGAACCCUCCACUGAGACGGGAGGGAGCUUGUUGAAGCUUCAAAAUGUCGCUUCCGCCCGCUCUUCCCUGGGCAGAAAGUUUAAGAAGAAGGAACAGAAUAAAAAUGCAGCGACGAGGUACAGGCAGAAGAAGAGAGCCGAGAGAGGCUUGAUGGAAAGUGAGUGUUGUGAGCUGGAGAGCAGGAAUCGGGAGCUGAGAGAGAGGACGGACUCCAUAGAAAGCGAGAUCCAGUGUCUGAAAGAGUUGCUGGAGGAGAUUCAGAAAACAAGGACUAGCCGGGAGAGUGUGGGGGCGCCUGCUCCUGCAAACCAGACUGGGCAUCAGAAAGCGCCUGCGUGAAGAAGGGCUUUUUCUUAGGUUGAAAAAAACACUAAUUAGUGAAACUAUUGCUGCAUUGUCAUUAAGCACAAAGCUUAAAAAGGACUGUCUGUUGUCGUGGAGAAUGGUGUCAUUGCAGCAGUUCAUUCAAUUAUUAGUUUCAUUGAAUACUACAAUGUAAUUGUAGGCACUACACAGUCCUAUGAUAUUGCAUGCUAACACAAGCUUUAAAUGUGUAUAAUUAACAAAGACAUGUUCUAGAAUGCGAUCUUUCAUCUCUCAUAGUGCAGAGCAGGUGCAGCCAAUAAGUUGAAAAGGUUUUGAUAGAUAAAGGUAUCCAGUGCCUAAGCAGCAGGGGGGAUGGUAUAAUUGAGAUGAAAUAUCUCUGGGAACUAAAAAUAUUUCAUAUGGUUCCAGUAGGUACACAAGACUGGUUGUCUGUGUCAGCAGUGGCACUAUAACGGUAUGUACAGCUCUAAAAAUCAAGAACACUGCUUUGAUGUUUAAGAAAUGUAAGCACAUCUGGGAAGAGGAUGGGCAAUAAAAACUCCUCUGAAACAAAA